AUGGCUUCACGGACCAUGAAGGACGUCAUCAAAGCGCUCCAGGCACAAUUCUCAGCCGCCAAAAUUCCAAUAUCGCUGCCCACCGAAUCGCGCCGGAUGCUGCAGAAUUUCGUGGACGAGCACGAUGGCACGAUCAGUGAGGAGGAGUCUGCUCGAGUCAGUACGGACCUCUGGAACUUUUGGGAGCGCUAUGUAGGCGAGACUCCAGCCAAGACUGGAGCAUUCAUUGGAGUGCUGAAGGAGCUUCAGCCAUUGAUCACGCGCGAUGAGGAUACUCUGUUCUGGUGGAAUCAGGUUGUCCGUGGUGUCGUCACAUCGACUGGGUAUCGAAAGGCUGUUCUGGACGAUGGCACAGAGUUUGUCGUGCAGUCGCUCUUGCCUCAGGAAGGCGCUGCCGAGGGCGUACACAGCAGAGUGGCCAAUCGACUGCUGGGAGAAUUGUUCAGCGUAUAUGCGACGCGCACUCGAUCGUUGGUGGGUGAGAGCACUUUCGUGGCUGGCGAGAACGCUCAAGUUGCACAGCAGAUCGAAGGUAUCCUAGUCGCGUUCGGCAAGAAGCAACCCAAGGACCUCUUCUACUGCUUGGACAGACUGAUCGUCGGAAUUGACACCCGCAUGCAAGGCUUGACAUUACUUGGCGUCUUUCUGCGCCAGCAGACGCCACAUCUGUAUCUGGCAUCCACCACGCCAUUGGUCGAGACACUCCUGAAAUGUCUGAUGAGCGACACGUCUACCACGGUUCUGUCGGUGGCUUUGACCUCGCUGACAAUGCUCUUGCCACACAUAGCCGCAUCGCUCAGCUCACAAUUACCACGACUCUUUCUUGUCUACAGUCGACUGUUAUGCUGGGAGAAGUUCAGUCCAUUGAGCACGGAGGCUCAGAAGUUGUCCGUCACAGAUGACAGAAUCUCGACCAGCGGUGGCGACCCUGGCGAUGUUGGUAUAGAUGCGGAUUGGGAGAAGCUACGACCCGCCGACGCCACGACCGAGAGUGAAGCACCAGAACUGCUCACCUUCUUCACAUAUCUCUACGGCCUGUACCCACUGCAUCUGACCUCGUACAUUCGCAAGCCGCGCCGAUUCCUUAAGGACAGGCAAUUCCCAGGCGCCGAUGACUUUGAUCUGGAUCAAACCGUCAUUCGGAGUAGGACAGAGCAGUUCCGACAACUUCACCUUCUCCAUCCGAACUUCUACAACAUGACCGUCGAGGAGGAAGCCAACGAUCCAAAGUGGGCAAAGAUGGAAUCUGCAGACGUCGUUGCAGAGGUGCAUGCGCUCUGCGUGGCCAACGUAGCUCCCGUAAGCCCAGGCCCACCUCCAUCAUCGAAGCUACCGGAUGUUCCGCGACUGCCUGCGAUCUCGACUCUCAAGAGUCCACAACUGUCCCCCAGCACAAGCCAUGCCAGCUUCAAGACUGGUAACAGCUGGCGAGAUACGCAGUCUACGAGCGGGCAGACGCUCGACGGUGAUUCGCCAGUACUCGGGCCUCAUAGUGUACAGUCAGAUGACGAUCUGUCCAUCCCAGCAUUUCGUCCUCGCAGUAAGGGCACUAGUCGUGCAACGCCCAGCUUGGACGACUUCCCACGACCGGCGCGCAGUCCAAAAACAGACAUGCGUCCACCGCAAUCCAAUAUUGCUUACGUUGAGCGCGAGAACACUCUCCUCCGUAAUGAGCUCAACUUCGAACGAUGGCACAAGGCUCAAUACUCAGCACAUAUCGGACAGCUGAUGCGCAAGAAUGUAAAAGAUGCCGCUACCGAUGCACAACAGCUCAAUCUACUGAACGCCAACCGUGCUUUGCAUAAGCAGAAUGACCAUAUCCGCAGUGAGCGUGAAGCAACGAUCAAAGACUCAGCCCUGACUCGCAAGCAUAGCAACUCGCUCGAAGCAAGCUAUGCUGACCGCUUUACACAAAUGAAAAAAGAUCAAGAGACCUGGAAGGCUGACGCACAAGAGCUAAGGCGGCUGCGCCACGAGAACGACCAGUACCGUGAGCUCCUCGUGGCGACUGAAGCUCGCGAAGCAAACUCGAAAGACAGGCUCGCGAUAGCGAAACGUGACCUGCAGGAUAUGGAGGACGUGCAGCAGAAGCUCGACAGUGCCGAAGACAAGGUGCGCGAGUACGAGUACCGCGAAUUCGAGAUGGAUCGAGCAAAGCAUGAGCUCGACAUUGUGCUGAGUGAGAAGGACACCCUCCAAAUGCGUGUGAAGAGGCACCAGCACGAACUUGAGCGCGCAAAACAAGCUCAUGCAGAGAAGGUGGCUGAGCUGCAAGCAUGCAUUGACUCCCAGAACGGAAUACCACGACGAAUGCCAUACCCUACGCCUGGUCCAGAUACGCAGGUCCUCAUCCAGCAAGCCGUUGCCGAGACACAAUCGAAACUUAACCAGCUUCGCAGGAAGCACACCGCACUAAUGGAACGUUACUCGGACCUAGAGCUGGAACACGAGACGAUCAAAUCCCAGCUCGAUGUCAUGCAGGGACGCACUGGUCGCAAUGGCACAUACUUUCUCCAAGACACCGACAACGAGAGCCACAGUCAUUCCUCUCGCGACAUAUCGAUGAGCGGCGCCGGCAUGACCCUUGCAGACCAUGGCUUCGAUAUCAAUAGUGACUUGCAGCCGAUUUCGGAGAACGCUUACAUGACGAGUACGAGUGAGCCAACGAACCGACGAUUCAAUUCACAGCUCACAGUCAUGCCUAUCUCGCCACCACGGAGCGAGGCCACCCUACACAAUUCUGCUGGGUUGACAUGGAAGCCACCCGUGAGUCGUCAAGACAGUCUGGCGUCAAGGAGCUCGGGUGUUCCGGCCACGACAUUUAAUCAAACCGCACCGUUGAAGCAUGACGAAGGCAGCAGUGCCCAGAGCGCCUUCAGCGAUGCAAGUGGAGGGGGUGGGCAGAAGAAGAGGGAGAAGAUCAAGCCGAACAGCGACGUCCGUGUCUAUGGCAGAGGUGGUGCACAAAACAUCAAGCUGAAAUCGAAAGACAAGGAUGCUGCCGAGAAGAGCGAGAAGAGCCGUGGGUUCGGACGUCUGAAGAAUCUUGUCUAG
Messenger RNA from Recurvomyces mirabilis, 3054 nucleotides. RefSeq lists its product as uncharacterized. Bases 1 to 3054 code for a protein of 1017 amino acids. The record is from RefSeq and is a predicted model, not a curated record. Gene Ontology annotation, cellular component: TSC1-TSC2 complex. Lineage: Eukaryota; Fungi; Ascomycota; Dothideomycetes; Mycosphaerellales; Teratosphaeriaceae. The transcript is spliced from 3 exons. Gene Ontology annotation, biological process: regulation of cell cycle; negative regulation of TOR signaling.